UAAAAAUUAAAAAAAAAACAUUAUUUGUUUAGAUAUUUUUAUUUUUGUUGAGUGAACUGUAAGCCUCGCAGCUUUAAACACAUUUGAAAACGCGUUACAUAAAAAUUAAAUUAAUUAUUAAUUUUAAAACCACACUUUUCAGAACAAAAAUUAAAAAACAAUUAUCGUUACUCGGCGUAUAUAACAACAAAUAUACGAAGCGUAAUUAAAACAAAACGCAAAAUAUCGGAAUAAAAGAGCAAAACCAGCGUACAACGCUUAAUUAAACGCGUCGUUGGCGACUUUGCACGCUUUUGCAGCAGCCAAACAGCAGCGUUGUUGUGCAUUUCAUGUGCCUUUAACGAUUUUUUUCUAUAUUUCGGGUGAUAUUCAUAGCCGUUAAUUUUAUUCGUAUAUAAUUGAUGGGAAUCAUCAAAGCGGAACUACUAGAUCAGUUAGUCUAAUCAGCUUUAAUUUAUACAUAAAUAAAACCGAACUAGCAAUUGAUAAUAACAAUAAUAAAGAGAGAACGCAACAGAACCAGUGAGCGGAAAGAGAGAGAGACUAUAUAAUAAGGAGAAGUUAUUCAAGGCUUGUGAUUUAUUUUGAGCUGACAAAAUGACAGGUUUCAGCAACGGAGGUUUCGAAAACGACGAACCAGUGAAGCCAAAAGCUGGUUUUGAGCCAGACACAGCAUCACUCAGAGAGAAAGUUAUUUUAAAUCCGGGCGAAAAAUGGCGCAUUUUGAAAAAUAUCACCAUCAUAUCAUUUGCAUUCAUGGUACAAUUCACAGCGUUUCAGGGCACGGCCAAUUUACAGUCCUCGAUUAAUGCCACAGAUGGCUUAGGCACUGUGUCGCUGAGCGCCAUUUACGCGGCGCUCGUCGUCUCAUGCAUCUUCCUACCCACACUUAUUAUACGCAAAUUGACUGUGAAAUGGACGCUGGUCUUCAGUAUGCUGUGCUAUGCGCCGUACAUUGCCUUCCAAUUGUUCCCAAAAUUCUACACAUUGGUUCCUGCUGGUAUUCUAGUCGGUUUGGGUGCCGCGCCUAUGUGGGCAUCUAAGGCCACCUAUUUGACACAGGUCGGUCAAGUUUAUGCGAAAAUAACCGAACAAGCUGUGGAUGCGAUUAUUGUGCGAUUCUUCGGCUUCUUCUUCUUGGCCUGGCAAACGGCCGAACUGUGGGGAAAUCUGAUCUCGAGUUUGGUGCUUUCGAGCGGCGCUCACGGCAGUAGCGGCGAUACCAACACAACCAUCACCGAAGAUGAUCUGCAAUACUGUGGUGCCAACUUCUGUGUGCAAGCCACCAAUGGACAUGGCAACUUGAACCGCCCACCAGAUAAUGAAAUCUUCGAAAUCACCAUGAUCUACUUGUCUUGCAUUGUUGCCGCUGUUGCCAUUAUUGCCAUCUUCUUGGAUCCACUUAAGCGUUAUGGUGAGAAACGUAAGGGCUCACAGUCCGCACAAGAAUUGUCCGGCAUGGAAUUGCUAUCGGCUACCUUCCGUCAAAUGAAGAAACCCAACCAACAGCUGCUCAUACCAAUCACCGUUUUCAUUGGCAUGGAACAGGCUUUCAUCGGCGCUGAUUUCACACAAGCUUAUGUAUCGUGCGCUUUGGGUAUUCAUCAAAUUGGUUUCGUGAUGAUCUGUUUCGGUGUGGUCAAUGCCAUAUGCUCAAUUCUCUUCGGUUCGGUGAUGAAAUAUAUUGGACGUCUGCCCAUUAUUAUACUCGGCGCAGUCGUGCAUUUCACACUUAUCUCCGUGGAAUUGUUCUGGCGCCCGAGUCCCGAAAAUCCACUCAUCUUCUACGCUAUGUCUGGUUUGUGGGGUGUCGGCGAUGCUGUAUGGCAGACACAAAUUAACGGUCUAUACGGUCUACUCUUCCGUCGCAACAAGGAAGCGGCCUUCUCCAACUACCGUCUCUGGGAAUCAGCCGGUUUCGUUAUCGCCUAUGCAUAUGCUACAACAUUGUGUGCGCGCAUGAAGCUUUAUGUGCUUUUGGCUGUGUUGGCUUUAGGAUGCAUCGGCUAUACUAUUGUCGAGAUUCUAUACAGAAGAAAGCAACGCAAGCUGAAGAAACAAGAGAAAUUGGAGGCUGCCGCCAAGGAGAAGGAAGCCGCUGCCGCAGCAGCCGCCGCCGAGGCUAAUGCCACCGGCGAAGUGGAGGAGACCGACGAUGAGUUGGAUGAUCUCGAAGAGGAUAUUGUUGUGACGCAUUUCUAAGUCUAUCACCGCAUACAUAAACACACACACAAACACAUACUCAUACAUUCACGCAUCUGCAAAACAAAUACGCCUUCCAUAAAGUCAAGCAUCCAAGCAUGUAUGUAUGUAUGUACAAUGCAUAUAUGUAUGUAUGUAUGCAUGUGAAAGUUUGCAUCGGUGUUGGCUAUAAAAGCUCCUUGCUGAAAACUUGCGAGCACCACAAGUCACACACCCACACACACAUUUAUAGAGACACUCAAACGAUGAAAGCUUUUGUUUUUGUUUGUUAAUCUCGUAUGAGAGCUUUUAAGUGUUGGCGUGUAAGCGUGUUUGAUAACUUUUUUGUUUCUUUAUUUAGACUACAAGAAAAGCUCUUUUAUAAAAGGGCGCGUAAAUGCAUGUAUAGAGAGACAGGGAAGAGCGCUUGAGACGCCGGCGUGCGGCUUAACACAAAAAUGUGCAUAAGUCAAAAAUUAAUUUUUGAAUUUCGAAAGUGACUUUUUGCUAGCAAGCACACGUUUCAAGCAGUUUUCCCCUCACCCAGUUGUUACUUUGUUGAAUUGUAUACAAUUUUGCAUACAAAAAGACACAAGUUUAAAGUAAAUAUUAGCAGAAGUAAUAACAGUUAUUAUUAUUGAAAGUAAUGUGUUAUAAUGAUUAGUAGUUAUUUAGUUCAAUAAGUACAAUAGAAACAUUGCGAACACUUACACAAGCACACACAUACACACACAACACACGUUAACAUAGAAAAAGACCACUCAUAUCACAUGAUAAUAAGCUUACAAGCCAAGUAAGCGCAAAUUGUAAAUAACUAAAACCGAAAAGUAAUAAACCGAAGUGCGCACAGAAGAACGGAGUUACCAGUAAGAACUGUAGAAAACGAUAAAAGACGAAGAGAAAUUGUUUAAGAAAAAAAAAAUAUUUUAAACCAAAACUGUACAAAAACAAAAGCUGCGCAAAAUGAGAGAUAGAUUUUUGAAAAAGAAAGAAGUUAUGGACUGUGAGGCUAAUGGUGUGUUGUUUAAUGCCCAAAGGCACGCACACCAACGGCGCUUACAAAAUAAAUGAACAAAAACUAAAUAAAAACACUGUAAACUGUUAAUAGACGUGCCUAUGGAAAAGGCGUUACAUAAUUGCAAAACUAAAAUUCGCACAAAAAUUUUGUGAAAAAAUUUCCUUAAAGAAGACAAAACGAAAAUGUAAAAGUAUGCAAGCUAUUGCCCGAAGAAAAUGGCAAAAACAAAGUUAUAAUACACUUACAUACAUAUAUAUACAUACAGAUAUACAUAAAUGAUAGUUUUAAGGUAACCGUUAUGCUCGUAAGAACCCCCUAGUAUAAAGUAUAUAGGUAUAAAAUGUGAAAUCAACGCUCAAACAUUAACAAAAAUAUUUGCAAAAAAAGAGAGGCACAAAUUAUUAGAAGUGCUAUUUAAAGAGAAAAAGAAAA
Bactrocera tryoni is the source of this 3631-nucleotide messenger RNA. RefSeq names its product UNC93-like protein. Gene Ontology annotation, molecular function: potassium channel regulator activity. The record is from RefSeq and is a predicted model, not a curated record. NCBI's taxonomy places the organism in Eukaryota, Metazoa, Arthropoda, Insecta, Diptera, Tephritidae. The coding region runs from base 598 to 2202 and encodes 534 amino acids. The transcript has 8 exons. Gene Ontology annotation, biological process: regulation of potassium ion transport; regulation of muscle contraction. Gene Ontology annotation, cellular component: plasma membrane; striated muscle dense body.